This is a messenger RNA of Acyrthosiphon pisum (pea aphid), 939 nucleotides long. RefSeq lists its product as uncharacterized. Lineage: Eukaryota; Metazoa; Arthropoda; Insecta; Hemiptera; Aphididae. Bases 514 to 924 code for a protein of 136 amino acids. The record is from RefSeq and is a predicted model, not a curated record. The transcript has 3 exons.
CGGAGCUGAGACCGCAGUCGCGUGCCAUAUUAUAUCCAUCGUGUACGCCCGACAGACGCGUGUCUUAUCAUAUCAUAUGAUAGCGAUCGAUAUUGCAUUUUGUAUUAUAUUCUAACAGGUAGUACAUAAUCGUAUCAUAACAUAACAGUGCGAUUGUCCGACCGUCGCCUGGCCAACACACACUCUGCCAACUUGGCCAGCCCUAUGCGCGCCGAAGAAACAUCCGCACACACAAACCACAAUAAUAUUUGAAAUUAUAUAUUAUAUUCGCACUCUGGAGUCUGGACUGCGCUGCAAGUACGACCCAGGGAAAGCGAUCCCUGUCAGUGAUUGUCGUUUACCUGUAAUUAGUAUCGAUCGUCCGGUUAGUACUUAUAGUGUAUUAAUAAUAUAUAUUACAGAGGGAGGAACCUAUAUAUAUAUAUAAUAUACUGUAAUAUAUCCACCUGCAACUGCAGAGUUCUACGCAGCGUUGUGAUGAAAUGAGUUUGGUGGUAAAUUCAAGGUCAGAACAUGUCCAUUUGCGAUUGCUGGGCCAGUUUCAAGUUUUCUCAAAUUAUUUUGUGUUUGAGCUGUCUACUCUAUAAGAGAUGGUCGGACGCAGAAGCCACUAGGCUGUUUUAUUUCUUCGAGAAGUCGUCCAGGGAGUGGCCGUUGCUGAACAACAUCACCAGGAACGGGGCCGGAUCUCUGUUCGCGGACGUGACUUUCGGCGGUUACAUAAUAAUAUGCGUGGCGCUGUACAUAGCGUACUUGAUGGGAGAGCUCAAGAACAGCAAGAAAACUGUGAGUCCACCACCUGACCGUUUUUAUACACGUAUAAUAAGUGGUGAAUUUAAUCCAGUAAAAACUUUAAAAAUGCAUUUAAAAUCUCGAAAACUGCAGUACAUAGAAUGCACCAUAAAACCCCGUAAAAUGCAAUAAAAAAUCAAAAUUAAA